UUUUUCGCUUUUCCACGUAGUCCUUCCAUAUUGCGACUUUAAGUCACAGGGAAUUAAUAAAUAAAUAUGCAGCUAUUAGAGAUAUUAUUAAUUCAGUGGGAAAUACAUUAAGUAGUUCGAAAAGAAACCAAAAGAGAAAACGAUCAUGUCCCAUUCAAAGUUCGCGUCUACACCACAAACAACAAACUUAGCACGGAUCUCCCGCCUGAUUCUGGGACCCUGUGCUGACGUCAUGAGGGAUGUGCUCCUCAAGGAGGUGCCAGCAGCGGACCUGUCUAAAGCCGUUAAAACUUGGUUAAAGACGCAGAAGAGGAACCCCCUUAAUGUUUUACAAACCGAUUUAAUUUUCCCGCCACCUUCAAAAAUCUACACUGGAGAUUACUCCGAUAUGGAUAUAUCCUUACUUUAUACUCUCCUGCGUAAUGUGACUAACCUACCUGCACACCGUCAAGGUUGGGGUAAUGAUCCUGACCCUACAGACAGAAGUGUAUCGGCAAAUAUGGAGCGUAUCAGGUUCAUCAGAAACAAACACUACGGACAUGCUGUUGAAAUAGGUAUAUCUGAUGCCGAUUUCCAACUUGAGUGUAUGAACAUUCGCAAAAUUGCCGAAGAUCUUGAUAUCUGUUUUGGCGUUUCAAAAUAUCAACAAUCGGUGGAUUUUAUCAAGACCGAAAAAAUGGACCCGCAACAGGAAAUCAAAUGGAUUAAAAAGCUUACAAUAUUAGAGUCACUGGUCUCAGAUGUAGAACAAAACGCCAAAGAAAUACAGAAACUGAAAAAUAAAAAAGAAAACACAGGGUUUGCUAUGAAUAUCAGAGCAAAGAUUGACACAACCGAAGCUGCUUUAGAAGAACAAGAGCUAAAAAUAAGGAAUGUAUUUGUUCAAACGCGUGCGAUUCAGAGAGUAUUAGAACUUCUGGAGACUAAUAGGUUUGUCCUUAUCAAAGGUAACCCGGGAUCCGGGAAAACCACGAUUGCCUUGCACGUCUUAACAGAAUUACAGAAGAAAGGAAUGUUUCCUCUCCAGUUGUUCACCGUUAAAGAACUAUACGGAUCCGUAUCACCAUCUUCAAACGUCGCUUUAUUUUUAGAUAAUUUAUUCGGGGAGUUUUCAGUUUCAAAUGAGGUUGACAACUUUAAAGCCAAGAGACAUUUGAUUAAGGCAAUGUGGAAUAAUGAUAAUUGUCAAGGAAAUGUUUUAAUUAUAACAAUUAGAAAUGAUAUUUACAAAGAAGCAGUAGAAAGAAUAAAUGAAGAAUUAUUUUUAAGCGAUUCUUCAGUUGACUUAUCUAAUGGGAAUUUUCAAAUGCAAAGUUCAGAAAUAGUAGAAAUGUUUACAACGUACGGUCUUGAUAAAAUGAUAACAUCAGAUACAAUGCCGGAUGUUAUUAAACUUGGAAAUUCACUUGGAAUCCCCCAAUGUUGCAGCCUUUUGCAAAAUAAUCCAAUAUUUUCCGAAGACCCUCAAGCUUUCCUAAAGGAUCCUAUUCUUAGCUUGGAAAAUUAUAUAAAACAAAGGUUAGAUCGAAAAGAAAGCAAAAUGUCAGUUUUAAUCUAUAUUCUUCUCUGUGGAGGGAGUGUGGAAGAAAGCGUGCUGAAAACACCAUCAGACAGACCGCGGAAAGAAGAAGCACUAAAAAUGAUAGGAGCCACAGAGUCAACUUUAUUGAAGUUUCAAAGUUCUGUCUCUCAUUACGAAGAUUUUUUGAUGGCUUAUGACAAUAUUGAAAGAAAAUAUAAAUUUAGUCAUAGCUCAGUACAGGAGAGUUUAUUUAAAUGUCUUGUCAAUUAUUACCCACAAGAAAUUAUCAAGAGUUGUGAUUUUACCCUUCUAGAAAGGUUAACGACUUGCAAGAAAUUGUCGUGGAAUUCUGUAGUAAUUGUCGAAGAUAUUUUUCAAAACUUAAUUAACCGAUUGCUAGAAGUCCUGCAGGGAAGAUCAGUUACAGCAUUUCAAACAAUUUCCCGUUUUCACAUAUGGAAAGACGAGAAGUUUGUUUGUAAAUGCAAAAAUAAUCAAAGUGUGUUGAUUGGGCUAAAAGAAAAUACUGAUAGUCAUGGGCAAACAAUGAUAGUUCAUUUCUGUGUAUCUGGUAACUUUAGUUGGUUUAAAUAUCUAUUGUCUUCAGCUUCAGAAGAACAAAGAUAUUUGUCCUUAAAUGAAGCAUGUGCACACAACCAGAGGGAAAUAGUUGACUUGCUAUUAUCAACUAAUGUUAGGUUUAAUUUAAAAACUUGUUUUUACGCUGUGCAAAGUGGAAAUUUAGAUUUGCUUUAUCGCUUCACUGAUAAUGUAGACCUUACAGAAAGAACUUUAUCAAAUCAUUUUCGCUGGAAUUUUAUAGAAUGCGGUCUUCUACACGAGAUUUGUUUUUUCGGGCAGAAUCACCUCAUUAAACCAGUUCUAGCACGCUACCCACAACUAAUUGAUGUUCGGAACAAUCAAGGUGGAAGCGCUCUACAUUUUGUUGCGUAUGCAGGAGACGAAACAAUCUUUAAAGAAUUAGUUCAGAGUGGUUGUGAGCCGUAUAGAAUAAAUUAUACUGGUUCAACUGUUCUUAGCUAUGCUUGUCAAAAUGGUAAACUAAACAUGGUCAGGUAUAUCUGUGAUAAGUAUCCAGAUUUACUUUCUCCAGAUUAUGAUAACAAAAGAGGUAUGAGUCCAUUACACUGGGCAGCUCAAUCAGGAAACAUAGAAUUGUAUGAAUACUUGAUAGAAAAAGGUGUAAAGCAAAUAUUUCCUGACGAUCAAAGUACACCAUUACAUGAAGCUUAUAAGUUUGGAAGACUAAACAUGUGUAAGUACUUGGUCAAUACUUAUCCUCAUUUACUAGACAUCAAAGACAAUAAUGGAGAAAAUGCCUUACAUGCUGCAGCCUGGGGAGGUAACAUUGAUUUACUCAAAUUUCUGUUGGAGAAAGGUUUUGAUGUCAAAACCAAAAGAAAUGAUGGGAAAACUGUGCUUCACCUAUGCUGUAUGAACGGAAAACUAGAGAUGUGUAAGUACUUGGUCAAUACUUAUCCUCAUUUACUAGAUUUCAAAGACGAUAAUGGAGAGAAUGCCUUACAUGCUGCAGCCUGGGGAGGUAACAUUGAUUUACUCACAUUUCUGUUGGAAAAAGGUUUUGAUGUCAAAACCAAGAAAAAUGAUGGGAAAACUGUGCUUCACCUAUGCUGUAUGAACGGAAAACUAGAGAUGUGUAAGUACUUGGUCAAUACUUAUCCUCAUUUACUAGAUUUCAAAGACAAUAAUGGAGAGAAUGUCUUACAUGAUGCAGCGUGGGGAGGUAACAUUGAUUUACUCAAUUUUCUGUUGGAGAAAGGUUUUGAUGUCAAAACCAGAGGAAAUGAUGGGGGUACUGUGCUUCACCUAUGCUGUAUAAACGGAAAACUAGAGAUGUGUAAGUACUUGGUCAAUACUUAUCCUCAUAUACUCAAUCUCAAAGACAUUAAUGGAGGAAAUGCCUUACAUGCUGCAGCCUGGGGAGGUAACAUUGAUUUACUCAAUUUUCUGUUGGAGAAAGGCUCCGAUAUUGAGUCCAAAAGAAAUGAUGGAGAAACAGUGCUUCACCUAUGCUGUAUGAACGGAAAACUAGAGAUGUGUAAGUACUUGGUCAAUACUUAUCCUGACUUACUGGAUGUCAAAGACAAUUAUGGAGAAAAUGUCUUACAUGAUGCAGCCUUUAGAGGUAACAUUGAAUUAUUCAAAUUUCUGUUGGAAAAAGGUUUUGAUGUCAAAACAAAAAGAAUUGAUGGGAAAACUGUGCUUCACCUAUGCUGUAUGAACGGAAAACUAGAGAUGUGUAAGUACUUGGUCAAUACUUAUCCUCAUUUACUUGAUGUCAAAGACAAUAAUGGAGGAAAUGCCUUACAUGAUGCAGCGUGGGAAGGUAACAUUGAUUUACUAAAUUUUCUGUUGGGGAAAGGUUUUGAUGUCAAUACCAAAAACAAUUACGGGAAAACUGUGCUUCAUCUAUGCUGUAUGAAUGGAAAACUUGAGAUGUGUAAGUACUUGGUCAAUACGUAUCCCAAUUUACUAGAUGUCAAUGACAAUGAUGGAGAAAAUGCCUUACAUGGUGCAGCCUUCGGGGGUAACAUUGAUUUACUCAAUUUUCUGUUGGGGAAAGGUUUUGAUGUCAAAACCGAAAGAAAUGAUGGGAAAACUGUGCUUCAAUUAUGCUGUAAGAGCGGCAAACUAGAGAUGUGUAAGUACUUGAUCAAUACUUAUCCUCAUUUACUUGAUGUCAAAGACAAUAUUGGAGGAAAUGCCUUACAUGAUGCAGUCUGGUGGGGUAACAUUGAUUUACUCAAUUUUCUGUUGGGGAAAGGUUUUGAUGUCAAUACCAAAAUCAAUGACGGGAAAACUGUGCUUCACUUAUGCUGUAUGAACGGAGAACUAGAGAUGUGUAAGUACUUGGUCAAUACUUAUCCUCAUUUACUAGAUGUCAAAGACAAUGAUGGAGGGAACGCCUUACAUUAUGCAGCCUUGGGAGGUAACAUUGAUUUAUUCAAAUUUCUGUUGGAGAAAAGUUUUGAUGUCAAAACCAAAAGAAAUGAUGGGAGUACUCUGCUUCACCUAUGCUGUAUGAACGGAAAACUAGAAAUGUGUAAGUAUUUAGUCAAUACUUAUCCUCAUUUACUAGAUGUCAAAGACAAUGAUGGAGAGAAUGCCUUACAUUUUGCUGCCUGGAGAGGUAACAUUGAUUUAUUCAAAUUUCUGUUGGAGAAAGGCUGCGAUAUUGAGACCAAAUCAAAUGAUGGGGAUACUGUGCUUCACCAAUGCUGUAUGAACGGAAAACUAGAGAUGUGUGAGUACUUGGUCAAUAAUUAUCCUCAUUUACUUGAGGUCAAAGACAAUAAUGGAGGAAAUGCCUUACAUGAUGCAGCGUGGGGAGGUAACAUUAAUUUAUUCAAAUUUCUGUAUGAGAAGGGUUUUGAUGUCAAAACCAAAAGAAAUGAUGGGGGUACAGUACUUCACGUAUGCUGUAUGAACGGAGAACUAGAGAUGUGUAAGUACCUGGUCAAUACUUAUCCUGAUUUACUUAAUGUCAAAGACAAUAAUGGAGGAAAUGCCUUACAUGCUGCAGCCUAUGGGAGUAACAUUGAUUUAUUCAAAUUUCUGUUGGAAAAAAGAUUCGAUAUCAAAACCAAAAGAAAUGAUGGGAAAACUGUGCUUCAUCUAUGCUGUUUAAACGGAAAACUAGACAUGUGUAAAUAUUUGGUCAAUACUUAUCCUCAUUUACUAAAUAUCAAAGACAAUUAUGGUGAAAAUGCCUUACAUGCUGCAGCCCGGGGAGAUAACAUUGAUUUAGUCACCUUUCUCUCUGAGAAAGGCUUAAAAAUGAGAGGAAGGGUUAGUAAUUAG
Messenger RNA from Saccostrea cuccullata (small rock oyster), 5365 nucleotides. RefSeq lists its product as uncharacterized. Gene Ontology annotation, molecular function: protein binding. The transcript has 5 exons. The coding region runs from base 146 to 5365 and encodes 1739 amino acids. NCBI's taxonomy places the organism in Eukaryota, Metazoa, Mollusca, Bivalvia, Ostreida, Ostreidae. The record is from RefSeq and is a predicted model, not a curated record.